This is a messenger RNA of Hibiscus syriacus, 1740 nucleotides long. Its product is annotated as AP-1 complex subunit mu-2-like. The transcript is spliced from 11 exons. Gene Ontology annotation, biological process: intracellular protein transport; vesicle-mediated transport. Bases 239 to 1525 code for a protein of 428 amino acids. The record is from RefSeq and is a predicted model, not a curated record. Lineage: Eukaryota; Viridiplantae; Streptophyta; Magnoliopsida; Malvales; Malvaceae. Gene Ontology annotation, cellular component: clathrin adaptor complex; cytoplasmic vesicle.
UACCAUUUAAAAUCUGAAAUAGAAAGAAGAAAAUGAGUGUGGGCAGAUCUUGUAACGAACAUUCACAAAAUAUGGUUCAGCUUCAACAAGCUGGCUCGACUUUUCUCUCCCUUCAUUUAGAUCUCCCCUCUCUCGUUUGAUUCAUAUAAGAUCUCAAUCAAACCGUGAACCGCACCCAUCCGAUCUGCAAAAUUACUAGGGAUUUCGCAGGGAUUAAAUAUAUAAAACCAAAGAAGAAAUGGCGGGGGCCGCAUCUGCACUGUUUCUUCUUGAUAUUAAGGGCCGCGUUCUGGUGUGGCGUGACUACCGUGGCGACGUCUCCGCCGCUCAAGCUGAACGGUUCUUCACCAAACUCAUCGAGAAAGAGGGAGAUCCGCAGUCGCAAGAUCCAGUGGUGUAUGAUAAUGGAGUAACGUACAUGUUUAUACAGCACAGUAAUGUGUACUUGAUGAUCGCAACAAGGCAGAAUUGCAAUGCCGCCAGUCUUCUUUUUUUCCUGCACCGUGUAGUCGAUGUUUUCAAGCAUUAUUUCGAGGAGUUAGAAGAGGAAUCUCUUAGGGAUAACUUUGUUGUAGUGUAUGAGUUACUUGACGAGAUUAUGGAUUUUGGCUACCCUCAAUACACUGAAGCGAAAAUACUUAGUGAGUUUAUCAAGACCGAUGCUUAUAGGAUGGAAGUUACCCAGAGACCCCCAAUGGCUGUUACCAAUGCAGUCUCUUGGCGUAGUGAAGGAAUAAACUACAAGAAGAAUGAAGUGUUUUUGGAUGUGGUAGAAAGUGUGAAUAUACUUGUCAACAGCAAUGGACAAAUAAUUAGGUCAGAUGUUGUUGGGGCAUUAAAGAUGAGAACUUAUUUGAGUGGUAUGCCCGAGUGUAAGCUUGGCCUAAAUGAUAGAGUAUUGCUUGAGGCACAAGGACGAGCAACAAAGGGAAAGGCGAUUGAUUUGGAGGACAUAAAGUUUCAUCAGUGUGUACGUCUGGCCCGUUUUGAGAAUGACCGGACUAUAUCCUUCAUACCUCCUGAUGGUUCCUUUGAUCUUAUGACAUACAGACUUAGCACUCAGGUAAAACCACUCAUCUGGGUGGAAGCUCAAGCUGAAAAACAUUCAAGAAGCCGUGUUGAGAUUAUGGUAAAGGCCAGGUCUCAGUUCAAGGAGCGUAGUACUGCUACAAAUGUUGAGAUUAUGGUGCCUGUGCCUGCUGAUGCUUCCAGUCCAAAUGUCCGGACAUCAAUGGGAUCUGCUGCAUAUGCACCCGAAAAUGAUGCUUUAAUGUGGAAAAUAAGAUCUUUUCCUGGUGGGAAGGAGUAUAUGUUGAGGGCCGAGUUUACUCUUCCUAGCAUAACAGAUGAAGAGGCAACUCAAGAGAGAAAAACUCCUAUUCGUGUGAAGUUUGAGAUUCCAUAUUUUACUGUUUCCGGGAUACAGGUUCGAUAUCUGAAGAUCAUUGAGAAAAGUGGUUACCAAGCUCUUCCAUGGGUACGAUACAUUACAAUGGCUGGCGAGUACGAACUAAGACUUAUUUGAUAGCCAUUGUUUUUAAGUUGUCAUCUCCUAUGAGCUUUUAAAUGAGUUUGAAUCACUGGGGGCACAAGAAUACAAAAAACCAGUUAAUAACAAAGGCCCUAUGAAAGAGCAUGCAAGAGUGUUCCGUUGUGAAAAAUCCUUUCUGCUUCAUAUUAUACUUCUGUGCAUUAUAAUUUUUUUCUUACCUAAUAGGUGUGAGAAUUUUCAACUUUUUC